Messenger RNA from Lucilia cuprina (Australian sheep blowfly), 992 nucleotides. Its product is annotated as cilia- and flagella-associated protein 298. The transcript has a single exon. Gene Ontology annotation, biological process: regulation of cilium movement. The coding region runs from base 45 to 920 and encodes 291 amino acids. The record is from RefSeq and is a predicted model, not a curated record. Lineage: Eukaryota; Metazoa; Arthropoda; Insecta; Diptera; Calliphoridae.
AACUGACAUACUGAAAUAAAUUUCCUAAAUCGCUAAAUAUAAACAUGGUCAUUUUGCAUGUCAAACGUGGAGAUGAAAAUCUUUUUCUAUACGAAACGACCGUCAAUGAAAAUACCAGCAAUAUUAUCAAGGAUAUAACUGCCAUCUAUAAUGGACGUUUAAAAAUCGAACGUAUUUGUAUGGAAAUGGAAGAAUUGGCCUCACAUGGCACACUUUUGCCACCGGAAAUUUUGGGUCUUACCGAUGAACAGGUGGAGGAGCUGAAACUAAAAGAUGUUUGGGGUGAGAAAUGUAUACCAUCGGGAGGUUUUGUUUACAACAAAGAUCCCAUUGGACGCCGCAAUGGCAGGCAGCCUAAGGAAAAUAUGCAGCAGGUAUUGAGAAAUGCCGUAAAAGAUGCCAAGGCUAUGAUAGAUAAAAAGUUGGUAUUGGCUAAACAACCACUCACCCUUAAGAUUGUAGGAGAAGCUAUAAGUCUUCUAAAGGGAGCUGUUACCAUAGUAUAUCCCAUGCAAUUGCCACCCCACGAUAUAAUACGCAUGGAAUUUAAUAAUACCGAAGAUUUAACUGGUACGCAAGCUUCAAAGGAAGUAAUUGAACCGUCAAAGGCUCAACUAUGGUUUGCUGGCCGUUUGAUAUUGUGCGAUAAGAAAUUGUCUCAAUUUAUCGGUAAUAAUGAUAAAACAAAAGUCGUGGUUAAAUUAAAUACCCUUGGUGAGGGCAUACCUUCUCGAGAACCUGUCAUUACGGAAGAUAUACGCAAACGUAUGAUGGCCGAUGCUUAUAGACGUCAGGAGGAAUUAAAGAAACUGGAAAUUGAUGAGGAUGACACGUAUUUGAAUUCUUCUUGGGCUGAUAGCAACAGUUUAAAGCGACAAGUUCAUGGUUUGGAUAAUGUGCGUUUUCGAAUGGGUUUAUAAAUAGUGCAGUCUGUAGCUUGAUUUUAAUAUUAUUCUAAUAAAUUACGUUUAUUUCAUUAUUUAAUUAAUUAA